This is a messenger RNA of Dromaius novaehollandiae (emu), 8405 nucleotides long. RefSeq names its product Scm like with four mbt domains 1 (gene SFMBT1). The record is from RefSeq and is a predicted model, not a curated record. Gene Ontology annotation, biological process: negative regulation of DNA-templated transcription. NCBI's taxonomy places the organism in Eukaryota, Metazoa, Chordata, Aves, Casuariiformes, Dromaiidae. Gene Ontology annotation, molecular function: chromatin binding; histone binding; transcription corepressor activity. The transcript is spliced from 22 exons. Gene Ontology annotation, cellular component: nucleus. The coding region runs from base 388 to 2991 and encodes 867 amino acids.
CGCAUGCGCUCUGGCGGGCCGUGCCAUAUUGGAAUGAGGCAGUGAGCGGAGCGCCGGGAGCCCGAGCCCCGGCGGCGGCGCGGGGCUGGAAAAACUCGCCGCAGUCUGCCUGUCGACUUUUUUGGCAAGCUGAGAUGCUGAGGUAUACCAUAUGCCCUGCCUGCCAUUAAUUGAGGAAGGAUGCAAGGGGAGAGUAGAGCGACGGUCUAGUCAAGAAACCCUUCAAUGUGCUGGUCGUCCAAAGGAGUUUGUUUUCAGCAACCGUUCUUGAAUGUCCUCACUGUCGAUAGGACUGAAGGUGGGAGACAACUCAUGACCGCCAAACCGUGACAGGCGUGGGUUGCGCUGCUUCUGGCUGCUUAGAAGAAUCCCUGGGCCACUGUGGAGAUGAAUGGAGAACAGCAGUAUGACGCAGAUGCUGGUUCUGGUGUGGAAGAAAUGGAAUUCAAUUGGGAUGAGUAUCUAGAAGACACAGGAGCAACUGCAGCCCCCCAUGGAUCUUUUAAACAUGUGGAUACGAGUUUGCAGAAUGGUUUUGCCCCUGGUAUGAAGCUGGAAGUUGCUGUGAAGUCUGACCAAAACACCUACUGGGUAGCCACCAUCAUUACUACCUGCGGGCAGUUGCUCCUGUUGCGCUACGACGGAUACGGGGAAGACCGCAAGGCUGACUUCUGGUGUGAUAUCCUGACAGCUGAUUUACACCCCAUCGGCUGGUGCGAGCAGAACAAGAAGAUUCUCAAAGUGCCUGAAGGUAUCAAGGACAAGAUACCUGACCAGGAGGAGUUCCUUCAGCGGGUGCUGAAAGGAGCAUGCAGUGCUCCUGCUAACCUGCUGGAGGGGCUUCACAGAGGGAAGAAUCCUUUGGAUCUCAUUGCACCAGGCUCCAGACUAGAACUGCAAAACUUCCGGGAUUCCUUGGAAGCCUGGAUUGUCAACGUGGUAGAAAACGUGGGUGGGAGACUUAAGCUGCGAUACGAAGGUUUGGAGGAUUCUGACAAGUUUGACCAAUGGAUAUUCUACUUGGACCCUUUCCUUCAUCAAGUGGGGUGGGCAGCUCAACAGGGAUAUGACCUGCAACCACCUUUAGCCAUUAGGUCCUUGAAGAGUGAAGCAGAUUGGCAAGAGAUCCUGAAGAAGGUGAAAGAGGAGGAAGAGGAGUCAUCAGUUCCUACUGAUCUUUUUAAGGACAAACCUGUGAUUGGAGUGCAUUCAUUCUCUGAAGGCAUGAAGUUGGAAGCUGUGGAUCCGCUGGCUCCUUUUGUCAUCUCUCCUGCUACAGUUGUCAAGGUAUACGAUGAAAAAUAUUUCAUGAUAGAAAUUGAUGACUUGAGACCAGAACACACAACCAGCCAGUCUUACAUUUGUCAUGUCAACAGUGCUGGUAUUUUCCCUGUGCAGUGGAGUCUGAAGAAUGGCUUGCAUCUCAGUCCCCCACGAGGUUAUCCUGGGCAGGACUUUGAUUGGGCGGACUACCUCAAACAGUGUGGUGCUGAGGCAGCUCCCCAGAGCUGCUUCCCGUUGUUAACUUCUGACCAUGGAUUUAAAGAGAAUAUGAAACUCGAGGCUGUGAACCCAGUCGAUUCGGAGGAAGUCUGCAUUGCUACAGUCACCAAGCUGAAAGGUUCCUACCUCUGGCUUCAGCUGGAAGGCUCUAAAAAGCCCGUCCCUGACUGUAUAGUGAGUGUGGAAUCAAUGAACAUAUUUCCAGUGGGUUGGUGUGAGACGAAUGGAUAUCAGCUCCAGCCUCCUCGCAGAGCAAUAGUAAACAAGCAGAAAAAAAUUGCAGUAGUUCAACCAGAGAAACAAAUUUUGUCUUCAAGGACAGUUCAUGAUGGACUAAAGAACCAGGAGCUAAACUCUUCCGACUCAGUGGUAAUUAAUGGAAAGUACUGCUGCCCAAAGAUCUACUUUAACCACCGGUGCUUCUCAGGGCCGUACCUGAACAAGGGCAGGAUUGCCGAGCUUCCCCAGUCUGUGGGACCUGGGAACUGCGUUCUGGUUCUGAAAGAGGUUCUCACUCUGUUGAUCAAUGCAGCUUACAAACCCAGCCGUGUCCUUCGAGAGCUUCAGCUGGAUGAAGAGGCUGCAUGGCAUGGGCAUGGAGAGACCCUAAAAGCCAAGUACAAAGGGAAGAGUUACCGUGCAACUGUGGAAGUCGUGAGGACAGCAGACCGGGUGGCAGACUUCUGCAGAAAGACAUGCAUCAAACUGGAAUGUUGUCCAAACCUCUUUGGUCCUCACAUGGUGCUAGAUAAGUGCUCAGAGAACUGCUCAGUCCUAACAAAGACUAAAUACACACACUAUUAUGGAAAGCGGAAAAACAAGCGGAUAGGCAGGCCGCCGGGUGGCCACAGUAACCUGGAAGUAGCCAUGAAGAAGCCAAAUAAAAGACGGAAGAGGCGAAAACACUUUUUUGUUCAUAAGAAAAAACGUUCUUCUACUUCAGUGGAUAACACUCCAGCUGGAUCUCCCCAGGGCAGUGGGGGAGAAGAGGAGGAUGACCAGGAUGAGGUAGAUGAGGAAUCUCUGACUGAGGAUAGUACCUCAGAGCAGCAGGACGAAUUGCUUGAGGAGUCAGAAGUGUCAGAGAAGAAAUCGGUGUCGUCCUCUCCUACGCAGAGCGAACUGUCUCAUUCUCUGGCUCAGGACCGAGACAAGCGGAAGAGGAAGCUCAGGACCUUUUCCUUUUCUGAUGAUGAAAAUAAACCUCCUUCGCCAAAGGAAAUAAAGAUUGAAGUUGCUGAAAAGCUGCAGCUGGACAGUAACCCUCUGGAAUGGAGCGUGUCUGAUGUUGUACGAUUCCUCAAAUCUACUGACUGUGCCCCAUUGGCAAGAAUUUUCCUCGAUCAGGAAAUUGAUGGCCAGGCACUGCUGCUGCUCACUUUGCCCACUGUUCAGGAGUGUAUGGACUUGAAACUUGGGCCAGCUAUCAAACUUUGCCAUCAUAUUGAGAGGGUCAAACUUGCCUUUUAUCAGCAGUUUGCUAACUGAGGAGCAACCAAGUUGAAGUGGACCUUUGAAGCACAACUACAGCAACAUGCUCCUUUCUCUCUGGCAGGGAAAGUCAAAUGAAGCUAAACUGAGGCUCUGGCAGCCUACGAGCAUCUGUCAAGCUCAGUUUUUCACUUUAAGGAAAGGAAGACAACAUCUGGAGCAAAAUGCCAAUACAAACACGGGGGCUACUCUGCCAGCUGCCAGCUUGGGAACACGAUAGUCUCUUGCUCUAUGGUUCCCUUUUUUUAAAUGUAUUUUUUAAUGAUUACAGAAAAGUCUCCUCUGGUGGGAAGUGACAUUUCAGUAGUUCUGUUGGCACAGAACUCUAAAAGGAGCAACGGAUCCCGUUUACGUUAGCAUGCAGGCUGCCAGAAACAACCUUUCUCUGUUCCCCCUGAUUCACAGAAUCCCCUUGCCCUCCCUGUGGAUGAACACGGCACUGGCUUUGCAAUGUGCUCCUUGCACAUUCGUGUGUUAACGUUGGGGGUUUUUAAUGAAUUUGUUCAUUGUUAGGACAACAAUGUGGCCACAGGGUUCUGAAUGUACAGUAUAGCAAGAGUGUGGUUUCUUUUACUUUUUUUUAUUAUUAUUAUUAUUUUUACUACCUCUGUAGCCUGAACAGUAAAAGCGAUGAUCUAGAAAGGGAGGGAACUGCUUCUUCUGGACAAAUCAUAGGUAGCUGCACAGCAGUCUCUCUUCUAGAGGUACGUCAAAAGUACAAACCAGUAUCGGCCUGCAGAGCUGCCGUUCCAAAGCUUUAGCUGAAACCUGUGUCAACUUAACUUGGAUGCUACCUUGUUCUCAUAUGUCAGAAAAUUUAAUUAUUUUGCACUUCUCUUACAGAUGGGCUGUAGGAAAAAAGGAAGGAAAGAGAAAGUGCCUCUGCAUUUUUUCUAUAUUCUGGUUGUCAGAUAAAAUUUCUCUACUUUUUUUCUUAUAAAUUGUGUGAAGUUAUUUCCUUUUCCUCUUACCAGUUAACUGGGCUGUGUACGCAGAGCCUGUCAGCAGCUCUUUGCUUUGCUACCUGAUCACCUGUUUGGAGUAUACACUAAGAAAACUGCGAUCGAUAGAGGACUGCUCUACCAGUGUUUUCAUGCUGGAAACUAUAUUAUGAGCAUGACUUUUUUUAACCAUUUAGUGCUGCUCAGGACCAGACUGAAAAAGGGGAUUUUUUUUGUUUGCUUUUGUGUGCCUUUUCUGGGGGAGCGAGAAGGGAAGGGAAAGGAGCAGAGGGACAUGUAGUUCCAUCAGUAGACAUGCGGUGGUGAUGAGUUGCUAAUUUUAAUUUUCCAGGGUAUUAGAACCCAGUCAGCCACUAGCUUUGGGCCUAUGCUUUACACCCCUUUAAGUAACAGGGCAUACCUGCCUUCCGUUAAGAUUGUGGGAAACUUGCAUCAAGCUUGAGAUCUGCUUCAAAUAAGCAUUAGGUUUCCUAUGCCUUGCAUUCAUCUCCUCUGCUUAUUUUCGCAAGCGUUUGGAGAGCAUGGGCGGGAGCUGUAUGUGUGCAGCCAGGAAGUGUGCGCCCCGUGUCCUUCCUCCUACUCAGAUGCGUUUCUGCAGAAAGCCCCCGGCAUACAAAGCCAUGUGAGCUAGAAAGGUGCUCGCUGUAGGAAUUUCUUUAGGAAAGACUGUUUUUUUUGACGAGCAGUGGUUAGUCUGGUCACAUGGAUUGAUUCAAGCUCCUCUUCGGCCUAAGACAAUUGGUUAUUUUGGUGCCGUGAUCUGUAGGAUUCAGCAGGGAGGUACUCCGAAAGCGAAGACCUGCGUUUGCGCAGUCUAGGCAUUGAAGGGAGCUCCCACCAGUGAAACUGUUUACAGUGAGCAAAGCCGGUUUUGACUUCCUUAUGCUGAAAGCCCCUUGGAAUAACUGCCUGGUCAAGGCAGGAGUGCUGAAAUACAAAGAUUUGUUUUCCCAUUCCAGAAUGAAAAGGUAAAUACCAGACAAACCGCUCACUAGCUCAAUAUUCUUGGAUGAGGGAGGGGAAAGGAGUGCGCGACUAGACCGAUGAGUAGGAAAGCAUACUAAUUUGAAGUCAAAGUGCCCCUUCUUCCCCUCUAGCCACCCCUACUCCAGAUAGGUACCCAGUAAAUGGAUAGUUUGGCUAUUUAUGUUGUCCUUAGGUCGUCCUCUUGUACUCCAUUCUCCUAAUGGCAACUGAGUGACAAGCCAUUAGGCCUGAAAAAAACGUUUGAAGGAAACAUUGUUGCUUUGCUGUCAGCCUUUUGUCUUGAGAAAUUUGACCGCGAGAACUUAAGAGCUGGAAGAGGAUGCUUUCGGAUCACAUUCGUCAUUCUUCAAGGUUUUCCACGAUUCUCUUGCGUUGUAAAAGAAGCCGACUCCCAGCGGUGAACUGACCUGCGUAGCCCAGAGACGUUGUUUCCACCUUUCCCCAUGGACAAAUAGAGAUCUUCAAAAUAGGCGUCGGGAGAGAACAGAGCUUGAAGGGUGAUUUAGUGAACGUGUUAAGAUGGCGCCUAGAGUUUUAAAAAUAAAUGCCAUACUCCUUGUAAAUGAAGCAGUCAGCAGUUUCAGAGGUUCGUUGGGGUACCUCCGGGUCACCUUUGGCAUGUGUUAUAGGCUGGCUUUUUCUGCCUUGUUUUGGGAGGCACUGACAGUCUGGUCCCAAUGGGAUCUAUUUUAGUUGAGAUUUUCAAAAGGGAUGUUUUCAUUAUUUGUGAAAUGUUUUUAUGCUGCACAUUGAUACUGUAUACUCUGUUUCUUUGAAAAAAAAUGCACUCUGUUUUAUUGCUGGAUUUAAAAGGGAUAAUUGAGGCUUUAUCUUGACGGACGGUGUUUCUACUUGAUUCUGUUUCAAGUUCCUCUUUCUGUGUGUGGCAGAUGACACAACUGGGCUUAUAUCUGUUCGUCUUGUACUAACAUGACUUGAAAUGGGCUCAUGUGCUGCUUUUGUUGCUCUGUUUCUUCAGAACUGAACUUUGGGUAGCUUGAUGGCUGAAACUUGGCUUUAGAUGGUAACUGUGUUUCACCAGCAAGAGCUGCUGUGACUUCAGUGUUUAAAUUGGGCUUCAGGAGUUGGUGCUGUCCUCUACCAUAGCCACCCACCGGAGGACUGAAGAAAGCUGGAGUCCGGGAGGAAGGCAGUGGCGUCUUCCACAUGUCUUCAGUAUCAGAAAAAGAGCUCUUCAGUGGGCCUCGUGUACUAUUUAUACGGAGGGUAGAAGGAAAUACUCCUUGGCUGACCUGUUGAGGAUUUAUGUUCUUGCUCAUCUUAUUUUUAUAUGCAUUGUACAGUCUCGGUUUUGCACAUCAUAGCUUUAGAAACCUGGUGGUGCCUUCCACGUGGCACUCACGCUGUGCUAAGCUUAGCCUUGUUGGGCAGGAAAAUUUUGUUGCCGAGUUACUAUCGUGCUCUCUGCACCAACACAAGGAGUCCAUAACAGCAAUAUCUGACCUCCAAAAAUGAGAGGCAAGGUUAAUGUGCUUGAGUUAUCCCCUAAUGCAUAAGCAGCUUGCAGUCUAUUCUAAACUGAGAGGUAAAGAAGAGGAGAGGUACACUGCUGAUCUUGGUGAAUGAGGACUAGUUUUUUCUAGUGGUAAAAUUUCUGAAAACUGCUCUUUGAGGAACAAAAUGAAAGGGAAAUUCAUUUAUUGGGUUUUGUGGAACAGCAGUGGCGUUUGCAGUCCCUCCUGGGACUGAUGGAAGCAGUAUGUACAGAGAGUUUGGGGUGGCUGUUAAAAUUUCUCUUCUCACAACUUUCAGCAGUAUUUUGCUGUUGCUUUGCAUUUUGCUAAAGUUUAAGCUUUAUUACUGAUGUUUUAAAGGAGGGAGUAGUUAGCUGCUAGGUCCACGAAGUGUAAAUGUAUUUACAGUUGCUUGGACUGAGCACUCUGUUCUUCUGAGUAAAGUACAAAGAUUUGGUACAUUAUUAGCAAAAGGCAAAGCGGCUCAUGAGAUUUUUGAAUGUAAUGGAUGUAAAGGCUUCAGAACUGCCAAGGUCAAAUUGAGACGGGAUACCUUUGGACCUUGAACUACUUAUUUUGCUGUGGACAAUGCAAGCAGAUCUCUAAGGGAGAAGUUACUAGAUGAGGUAGCCUUACCAGAAAGCCAGGAAUACGGUGCUCCUGUACGGAGCGGCGACUCCUCAGCCAGGCCUACCACCUAGCGGCAGACUGGCUGCUGCCUGCUGUGAGCUCGCACUACCUAAGGGUAGCUAAGCACAAAGGCCUAAGAUCUUUCAGGAGACGUCAAAUGUUGUCCAAAGGCUCCGUUUGAAAGGGAUCGUGUGCUGAACCGACACUUCAGAGGGCUGCCCGGCUUCCCCCGUUCAUGCGUGCAGCCUUGUUUUCAAAGGCAGCCUGGUGGGUGGAGGGUUAGAAUGGGACUGGGGUGUGCCAGAUGCAACAAGCCUCUUCACUGCAAUGUGUUUUUCUAAAAAGUAAGAAAUAAAAAAAAUUUGUGUAUGAAACCUAACCAGCAAAAACAAGUAAAGGUUACUGAGACUUUCUCUCCAUGGUCCUAUCUAGCUUCUUUUAUGUUGCAUCUCUUGUCCUGAAGUGCAUCACACAGUAGAGAUGGACUUUUUGGUUGGAAACAAAGUUAUUCUGUUAGUUGUGAAGCCAGCAGUGGUUUGCUCAGCUCUAAGCCAUGGAAUCUAGCAGGUCUUGCUCUGACCAGCAAGCAAAUUCGGAGGCAGCAGCUCCAACUGCCUUGGCACAGACAUGGGCCCGGAGCCCGUGGAAGCUCCCAGCGUUGCACACUUCAAGGUAAACAGACCUUCUGCUUGAGUGGUGGGGCAAAUUGCUCAAGCUGCAGGAAUGAAUAAUGAUUUCCAGGAGAAAAUGAAUUCUUGCCUAUUCUGAAAGUUGUUGAGCACCAGUUUCUGAGAAACCUCAUAAAAAAAAAAAAAGAUACCCCCCCGAGAUGUCAUGUUCCUCCUCUCCUCUUUCAUUUUGUUUCUGUUUAAAAUAAAUUUGUUUAAAAAAAAAAAAAAAACUAUGUAGACAAUCAGAGGUCUUCUAGGAGACUCUAUCCUGAAGGGUACCAGCUCUCUGUGCAUGGGCCUCUUUCUUGUACUAACUCAUUGGAACUGAUGCACUUUUCCUGUAUUUCGCCUUUUUUAAUUAGCUGCUUGUUCUUAAACAAAGAUUUUAAUGCAUAUUGUGUUGUGUCCCUUCUGCUUGUUGUUUUAUUUUUCUUUCUUUAACUUUUAAAUAUAUAUAUAUGCAGUGAGACUGAAGUACUAAAUGGAAGAGAAACAUGCACAAGAAAAUAUGCCUAUUAAGUCCCACCGUUGUUUGAGAAGGUGUAACAAUUUAAUCAGAGGAUUUUUAAAAAGAUAUUUUGGAUGGAUAUUUUGCCUGUUUUGUCUGUAAAUAGUGUAUAUAAGUUUGUGGUAUAUGACAGUUUUAAGUGGUUGUAAGAAAAUUAAAAAAGAUCCUUAAACUGUUA